This is a messenger RNA of Anopheles cruzii, 1072 nucleotides long. It is a transcript of the gene Brms1, whose product is annotated as breast cancer metastasis-suppressor 1-like protein. The transcript has 3 exons. The coding region runs from base 99 to 809 and encodes 236 amino acids. Gene Ontology annotation, cellular component: Sin3-type complex. The record is from RefSeq and is a predicted model, not a curated record. Gene Ontology annotation, biological process: negative regulation of transcription by RNA polymerase II. NCBI's taxonomy places the organism in Eukaryota, Metazoa, Arthropoda, Insecta, Diptera, Culicidae. Gene Ontology annotation, molecular function: histone deacetylase binding.
UUCCUGUUUGGUAUUUGCGACGCUCCGAAAAAGUGACUCCAAAUUUACAGUGCAGAGCGUUACCCUUUGGCCACGGUGUAGCUCGAACGUUUACCAACAUGCCCCCGGUGAAGAACGACGGUGACAGUGACGGGGAUGGUGAUAUGUCUGGGGCGGAGUCGGAGCACUCGGGGUCUAGCCACGGCCAGGAUCAUGAUUCCAGCGCAGAAGAAGCCGAUGAGCCCGAUUCCGAUGAUUCCUCCGAAAUGUCCGAGGGCGAAUGCGAACGCCGGCGGAGCAGCUGUUUGGAGAAUCUGACCAACCUCGAAAAGCAAUUCACCAUCCUCAAAGAGCAGCUGUACAAAGAGCGUAUGCAUCAGGUGGACCACCAGCUGCUUGAGGUACGCAACGGUCGAUCACAGGAGUACCUGGUGCCGUUGCAGCGACUGGCGGACAAAAUGAACACCAGGAUGGAGGUGGCCGAGGUGUUGAAGAACUAUCGGAUCCAAAACAUUGAAAACAAGUUCGCCGCAGAACGGCAGGCAGCGUAUCAGCAUUUUGAGAGUGAGAAAAAUCUCGCCAUGGACGCGAUCUACGAGGAGCUGAUGGAUAAAAUACGACGCCUGGAGGAGGAUCGCCAUAAUGUGGACAUUUCGUGGGCCGACUGGGGAACCAGUACGAAGACAGCGAAGGUACGGGGACCGGGCCGUAAAAAGGCCGUUACCGUGUCCGGGCCCUACAUCGUGUACAUGCUGCGUGAGGAGGAGAUUCUCGAGGACUGGACGUCCAUCCGGAAAGCGUUGAAACGAUCGACAGCUGCUGCUACCUGAUAUUUAGUAUAGUAAGAGCUCGAUCGUGCUAUUUUGGGUAUAAGUGCAAGUAAGCUUCGAGUGCUGAAUGAAAUUAGGAAAAAAGGAGAUAACGGUUCCCCGGGCUUAGCGAUAGUCCCGCUUUUUCCAGGGAAACAAACCAAGGUAGGCAGGGAGCAGGUGCAGGCUAGCUUGCCACACUUUUUUAUCGACGAAAAUUGUAAUUAGCCGGGUGAUAGAUACUUCCUUCCGAUUUCUGCUACAAUCAACAAUAAAGACGUUGA